AUGGCCCAACUCAAUGCUGCCCCGAGACUCCGGGAGCAGCUGCUCCAGCCCGAAAAGAAUUCCACCGACGCACGUCUGAAGCAGCUUAUCAGAUCCAGACCCAGUAAUAUCGACUUCGAGAAAAUUCAGGCAGUCAGUCGCAUCCCCGCUCAAGAGUGCACAUGCUGUCAAGCAGGCAAAGGCCCUUGGAAUAUUUGUGUGAUUUUCCAGCCCGAUCCCAAGGCGAGUCCUGCCACCAAGUGUGCCAAAUAG
Messenger RNA from Penicillium waksmanii, 252 nucleotides. RefSeq lists its product as uncharacterized. NCBI's taxonomy places the organism in Eukaryota, Fungi, Ascomycota, Eurotiomycetes, Eurotiales, Aspergillaceae. The transcript has a single exon. Bases 1 to 252 code for a protein of 83 amino acids. The record is from RefSeq and is a predicted model, not a curated record.